Pteronotus mesoamericanus is the source of this 3410-nucleotide messenger RNA. RefSeq names its product protocadherin 19 (gene PCDH19). Gene Ontology annotation, cellular component: plasma membrane. The coding region runs from base 1 to 3303 and encodes 1100 amino acids. Gene Ontology annotation, biological process: homophilic cell-cell adhesion. Gene Ontology annotation, molecular function: calcium ion binding. Lineage: Eukaryota; Metazoa; Chordata; Mammalia; Chiroptera; Mormoopidae. The transcript is spliced from 5 exons. The record is from RefSeq and is a predicted model, not a curated record.
AUGGAGUCGCUCCUGCUGCCGGUGCUGCUGCUGUUGGCUGUACUAUGGACGCAGGCGGCCGCCCUCAUUAACCUGAAGUACUCCGUAGAAGAGGAGCAGCGCGCCGGGACGGUGAUCGCCAACGUAGCCAAGGACGCCCGCGAAGCGGGCUUUGCUCUGGAUCCACGGCAAGCCUCUGCUUUCCGUGUGGUGUCCAACUCGGCUCCGCACCUGGUAGACAUCAAUCCCAGCUCGGGCCUGCUGGUCACCAAGCAGAAGAUCGACCGCGACCUGCUGUGCCGCCAGAGCUCCAAAUGCAUCAUCUCACUUGAGGUCAUGUCCAGCUCAAUGGAGAUAUGCGUAAUUAAGGUGGAGAUCAAGGACUUGAACGACAAUGCGCCCAGCUUCCCUGCGGCACAGAUAGAGCUGGAAAUCUCAGAGGCGGCCAGCCCGGGCACACGCAUCCCUCUAGACAGCGCCUACGAUCCGGAUUCUGGCAGUUUCGGCGUGCAGACAUACGAGCUCACACCUAAUGAGCUGUUUGGCCUGGAGAUCAAGACGCGGGGCGAUGGCUCACGCUUUGCUGAACUCGUGGUAGAGAAAAGCCUGGACCGUGAGACACAGUCACACUACAGCUUUCGAAUCACUGCUCUCGACGGAGGCGACCCGCCACACUUGGGCACUGUUGGCCUCAGCAUCAAGGUGACCGACUCCAAUGACAACAACCCAGUAUUUGGCGAGUCCACCUAUGUGGUGAGUGUGCCAGAGAACUCACCUCCAAACACACCUGUCAUCCGCCUCAAUGCCAGCGACCCAGAUGAGGGCACCAACGGCCAGGUGGUUUACUCCUUCUAUGGCUACGUCAAUGACCACACUCGUGAGCUCUUUCAGAUUGACCCCCACAGUGGCCUCGUCACGGUCACUGGGGCCCUAGACUAUGAAGAGGGCCAUGUGUACGAACUGGACGUGCAGGCCAAGGAUCUGGGACCCAACUCUAUCCCGGCACACUGCAAGGUCACCGUCAGUGUUCUGGAUACCAACGACAACCCGCCGGUUAUCAACCUACUGUCUGUCAACAGCGAGCUGGUAGAGGUGAGCGAGAGCGCCCCCCCGGGCUAUGUGAUUGCGUUGGUGAGGGUGUCUGAUCGCGAUUCUGGCCUCAAUGGGCGAGUGCAGUGCCGUUUGCUGGGCAAUGUGCCCUUUCGGCUGCAAGAGUACGAGAGCUUCUCCACUAUCCUGGUGGACGGACGGCUGGACAGAGAGCAGCAUGAUCAGUACAACCUCACGAUCCAGGCGCGCGACGGCGGAAUGCCUAUGCUGCAGAGUGCUAAGUCCUUUACUGUGCGCAUCACUGAUGAGAACGACAACCACCCGCACUUCUCCAAGCCUUAUUACCAGGUAAUUGUGCAGGAGAACAACACGCCUGGCGCCUAUCUUCUCUCUGUUUCUGCCCGAGAUCCAGAUUUGGGUCUCAACGGCAGUGUCUCCUACCAGAUAGUGCCAUCGCAGGUGCGAGACAUGCCUGUCUUCACCUACGUCUCCAUCAACCCCAACUCCGGCGACAUCUACGCGCUGCGGUCCUUCAACCACGAGCAGACAAAAGCAUUUGAAUUCAAGGUUCUGGCCAAGGACGGCGGCCUGCCCUCCCUGCAGAGCAAUGCCACGGUUCGGGUCAUCAUUCUCGAUGUUAAUGACAAUACCCCAGUCAUCACGGCCCCACCACUGAUCAAUGGCACUGCUGAAGUAUACAUCCCCCGCAACUCCGGCAUAGGCUAUCUGGUGACUGUCCUCAAAGCAGACGACUAUGACGAAGGCGAGAAUGGCCGUGUCACCUACGACAUGACCGAGGGAGAUCGCGGCUUCUUUGAAAUAGACCAGGUCAACGGCGAGGUCAGAACCACUCGCACAUUCAGCGAGAGCUCCAAGGCUUCCUAUGAACUUAUUGUGGUGGCCCACGACCACGGCAAGACAUCUCUCUCCUCCUCUGCGCUCAUCCUAAUCUACCUGUCCCCUGCUCUCGAUGCCCAGGAGUCAAUGAGCUCAGUGAACUUGUCCCUGAUUUUCAUUAUUGCUCUGGGAUCCAUUGCGGGCAUCCUCUUUGUCACUAUGAUCUUCGUGGCAAUCAAGUGCAAACGAGACAAUAAAGAGAUCCGGACCUACAACUGCAGGAUCGCUGAGUACUCCUAUGGGCAUCAAAAGAAAUCAAGCAAGAAGAAAAAAAUCAGUAAGAAUGACAUCCGCCUGGUACCCCGGGAUGUGGAGGAGACAGACAAGAUGAAUGUUGUCAGUUGCUCCUCCCUGACCUCCUCCCUCAACUAUUUCGACUACCACCAGCAGACAUUGCCCCUGGGCUGCCGUCGCUCUGAGAGCACUUUCUUGAACAUGGAGAACCAGAAUACCCGCAAUACCAGUGCCAACAUCUAUCAUCACUCUUUCAACAGCCAGGGCCCCCAGCAGCCAGACCUGAUAAUCAAUGGUGUACCUCUGCCUGAGACUGAAACCUAUUCUUUUGACUCCAACUAUGUGAACAGCCGAGCCCAUUUAAUCAAAAGCAGCUCCACCUUCAAGGACUUAGAGGGCAACAGCCUGAAGGAUAGUGGACAUGAGGAGAGUGACCAGACUGACAGUGAGCAUGAUGUCCAGCGGAGCCUGUAUUGUGAUACUGCUGUCAAUGAUGUGCUGAAUACCAGUGUGACCUCCAUGGGAUCCCAGAUUCCUGACCAUGAUCAGAAUGAAGGAUUUCACUGCAGGGAAGAAUGCCGGAUUCUUGGCCACUCUGAUAGGUGCUGGAUGCCCCGGAACCCCCUGCCCACACACUCCAAGUCGCCUGAGAAUGUGGGGAACAUCAUCGCUCUGUCCAUUGAAGCUACUGCUGCUGAUGUUGAGGCUUAUGACGACUGUGGCCCCACAAAGCGGACCUUUGCAACCUUUGGAAAAGAUGUCAGCGACUACCCAGCUGAGGAGAGGCCCACCCUGAAAGGCAAGAGGACUGUUGAUGUGACCAUCUGCAGCCCCAAAGUCAAUAGUGCUGUCCGAGAAGCAGGCAAUGGCUGUGAAGCUAUUAGCCCUGUCACCUCCCCUCUGCACUUCCAGAGCCCUCUUCCCAUCAAGCCUUCCAUGUCUUACAGCAUUGCCCUUGCGCCACCUGCCUGUGACCUGGAACAGUAUGGCACCAAUAUCAACAAUGGCCCUUCUCGUCCUUCUGAAGCUGAGCCUCGUGGAGCUGACAGCGAGAAAGUCAUGCAUGAAGUAAACCCCAUUCUGAAGGAGGGUCACAGCAAAGAGUCUCCUGGCAUGAAGCGUGUGAAGGAUAUCAUUCUCUAAACCAGUCUUGGGGAAGGAGAGAAAUCACGCUGGCUAAUGAAGAAGCAGGAGCUGAUCAUUUUAAUUGCUCACCAGUUGUUGGUUCUUGAGUGGCUGUAUUUCAGAGC